Alnus glutinosa is the source of this 1414-nucleotide messenger RNA. Its product is annotated as F-box protein PP2-A12-like. Gene Ontology annotation, molecular function: protein binding. The transcript is spliced from 3 exons. The coding region runs from base 237 to 1124 and encodes 295 amino acids. NCBI's taxonomy places the organism in Eukaryota, Viridiplantae, Streptophyta, Magnoliopsida, Fagales, Betulaceae. The record is from RefSeq and is a predicted model, not a curated record.
CCGUCCAAAUCAUUCUCGGCUGUCUUUCCUCUGUUUCUCGGGAAAACAAACAAAACCACCAAAACAAACAAAACCCCCCGAACUGUUACGCGUCCUUCCUAAAGUACUCCAUGUCGCCCCCCCACCCCACCACUCCUUUCUCUAUUUGUUUCUCCGAAUCCCUUUUAUCAAAAACUCAAUCUUUUUAGAGAAUCAUCCUUUGCUCACUGUUUCCCUUUCUCUCUCUGCUCUGUUUCAUGGGUGCCAGUUUCUCUGUUUUGUUCUUAGGGCCAAUAGGAUUAAAUGGUUCUAACGGGUCUAGUGGGUCUUCGUCUUUGCAACCAAAACCCAGUUUGGGGGACUUACCAGAGAGCUGCGUGGCUCUGCUUCUGGUCUACUUGGACCCGCCUGAGAUUUGCAAAUUGGCGAGGCUGAAUCGGGCUUUCCGCGGGGCUUCCUUGGCAGAUUUUGUGUGGGAAUCGAAGUUGCCGUCGAAUUAUGAAGUUCUUGUGCGGGAAGUGUUGGGUGAGUUGCCGGAGAAUUUGGGUAAGCGAGAGAUUUAUGCGAGGCUUUGUCGGGCUAAUAGUUUGGAUGGCGGUACUAAGAAAGUUUGGCUGCAUAAGAGCACGGGUGAUGUCUGUAUGUCUAUUGCUUCAAAGGGGUUAGCGAUCACAGGGAUUGAUGAUCGAAGAUAUUGGAAUCACAUCCCAACUGAUGAAUCUAGAUUCUGCAGUGUUGCUUACCUCCAGCAAAUUUGGUGGUUUGAAGUUGAUGGGGAGGUAGAGUUCCCAUUUCCAAUGGGCACAUAUAGCUUAUUCUUCAGGCUGCAGCUGGGACGGGCAUCCAAGAGGUUUGGUCGCCAAAUCUGUAAUACCGAGCAUGUUCAUGGAUGGGAUAUAAAGCCGGUGCAGUUUCAGCUAUGGACUUCAGAUGGCCAGCAUGCUGCAUCAAAGUGCUUUCUUAGUGUAUCCGGAAAAUGGAACUACUACCACGUUGGGGAUUUUGUUGUUGAUAACUCCAAUUUAGCCACCAAAAUUAAAUUCUCUAUGACCCAGAUUGAUUGCACACAUACAAAAGGUGGUCUCUGUUUAGACUCUGUACUUAUAUACCCAAGUGAAUUUAAAGAGAGGUUAAAGCGUUUUUGAUUUGCAGUUAGCUUCUGUAGGUAGGAAGUUGUGUAUUAUAAAAGGUAGAGAGAGUUCUACUAAUAUUAGAUGGUUUUUCUAAGCCUAGAUUUUGUAUGUAACCCAGGCCAUGUGUUUUUUUAUGUGUUCUAUUGGUUUGGUCGAAAGUGUUGAGAUGUGCUCUGAAAUUUCUCGAAAGGGGUUCUUGUAUUAGAAUUUUGGGUAAUCGAUAGUCGACAUUGGAGUGUUGUAAAAGCAACUAAUUUGUAACUUCUUCUCUCCUUGACCUUUUGCAGCAUUUUAUUUGUUCA